Molecule: messenger RNA, 696 nt
Organism: Menidia menidia (Atlantic silverside)
Lineage: Eukaryota; Metazoa; Chordata; Actinopteri; Atheriniformes; Atherinopsidae
Source: the annotation of a GenBank genome assembly
AUGGCUUCCUCGCCUCAGAAGUCUCCGUCCUCCCCGAAAUCUCCGACGCCCAAGUCUCCGUCCUCCCGAAAGAAAGAUGACUCUUUUCUGGGAAAACUUGGUGGUACUUUGGCUAGAAGGAAAAAAGCUAAAGAAGUGUCCGAGCUGCAGGAGGAGGGCAUCAACGCCAUCAACCUGCCCCUCAGCCCCUCGCAGUACGAGCUGGACCCCGAGGACACCAUGCUGGAGGAGAACGAAGUGCGCACCAUGGUGGACCCCAACUCCAAGAACGACUGCAAACUGCAGGAGCUGAUGAAGGUGCUGAUCGACUGGAUAAACGACGUCCUGGUGGGGGAGAGGAUCAUCGUGAAGGACCUGGCUGAAGACCUGUACGACGGGCAGGUUCUGCAGAAGCUGUUUGAGAAGCUGGAGGGGGAGAAGCUGAACGUGGCCGAGGUGACCCAGUCCGAGAUCGCCCAGAAGCAGAAGCUGCAGACGGUCCUGGAGCGCAUCAACGACUCGCUCAAGCUGUCCACCCGGAGCAUCCGCUGGAACGUGGACUGUAAGGAAAACCUCCACCACUCUCCAUUAGAGCUUCCUUCUGAGGGGCGGGGCCUAUUUUAUCCCCACGCCGCUCGCUCUCCGGUUGAAGGCCGUAGAGACAACGAUAGAGAUCUGUCCCCCGCCGCCCGUCACGACUCCGGAACAGAGUCUUAG